Molecule: messenger RNA, 816 nt
Organism: Punctularia strigosozonata HHB-11173 SS5
Lineage: Eukaryota; Fungi; Basidiomycota; Agaricomycetes; Corticiales; Punctulariaceae
Product: alpha/beta-hydrolase
Exons: 5
Coding region: 1-816 (271 amino acids)
Molecular function (GO): hydrolase activity
Source: RefSeq, a predicted model, not a curated record
AUGGCUUCAUUAACACCCGAGGAACAGCUCUGCGACGACUGCUUCAAGGGCGUCAAGCUCGAAGGAACGCCGAGGGGCAGCGAGGUCAAGAUCGGGCCGUACAAUGCCUACGUCGCUACACCGGAGCAGAACAGGAACGCGAGAGCGGCAAUAGUCUACUUUUACGACGCGUUUGGGUUGAAGCUCCAGAACAACAAGCUUAUCCCUGAUAUGAUUGCAGAGAAGACCGGCUUGACCGUCUACGUUCCGGAUAUCUUCCAUGGUACGUUUCCCUUACCAGAAACGGCGGAGGAGGAAAGGUCCAAGGGAUUGCUCAGCAAAAUCACGACGACGGCAAAGAUGCUGAGCAUUAUUCCUACAUUCAUCAUGAAGUUCCGGCCCGCUUUGCAUUGGGAGGCGAUGACGGAGUUCCUGAACAUUCUGAAGAAGGAUAAAGGUCACGAGAAGCUCGGCGCAGUUGGGUACUGCUACGGCGGCAAGUUUUCCGUGCAUUUCAACGGCACCGGCGACCUGGCCGCCUCCGUCGCGUGCCACCCGUCAAUGCUGAAUAUGGACGACAUCAAGGCGAUCCAGAAACCGGUCUCGUUCGCGUGCGCCGAGGCUGACUCAGCGUUUGGCGAUCAGAUGCGCGCGGAGGCGGAGAAGGUGCUCAAAGCGAAGAACGGCCUCGACUUAGAGUUCGUCGUCUACACGAACACCGCGCAUGGGUUCGCGGCCCGGCCAAACCUGCAGAUCGACGACGUUAGGAAGGGGUUCGAGGGCGCGCUGGCGCAGACGUGCAGAUUCCUGUCCAAGCAUUUGAUUCAAGUUUCGUGA